AUGAACCCCAAAAGUCCAGAAUCAAGAAAUCGCGAUGACAACCCGUUCGACGGAUUGAAAAUAUCAAAGUCUGUUGAAUUAGAUAGCUUAGAUAGUCGAAGUCCAUGCCCACGUUGCGGCAAGUCCAGAAUGUAUUUUUGUUACACUUGUUUCGUUCCUGUCACUCAAUUAGAUGGAAGAAUUCCUUUAUGUACACUACCUAUCAAAGUUGACAUUAUUAAACAUAAACGAGAAAUAGACGGUAAAAGCACUGCUGCUCAUGCUGCCGUAUUAGCACCUAACGAUGUGAAUGUCUAUACAUAUCCUGAAAUACCAGAUUAUGAAUUAAAUGGUAAAACAGUUUUGUUAUAUCCAGGUACAGAGGCAUGCACUGUGAAAGAAUUAUUCACAGGAAAAAAUGACUCUAAAACCUAUUCUGAAAAUGUGUUAGCUGAAUUACCUUCUGGCUAUAAUCUUGGAACUCUAAGAACAAAAAUUCUUAAUCCUGAUUUUGAUGUAAAUGAAAUUUUCCAUGUAGAUAAAUUACCUAUAGAAAGACUAAUACUGAUUGACAGCACAUGGAAUCAAAGCAGAGGUAUAUUUGCAGACUCAAGAUUACAAACAAUUCCAAAAGUUGUUUUACAAAAUAGAAUAUCUCAAUUUUGGCGUCAUCAGAAGGGAAGCCCAAGAUGGUAUCUUUCAACAAUAGAGGCAUUACAUCAGUUUUUGUUAGAAUUGCAUGCUAGUGCUUGGGGCCUUAGCCCUAAUUAUCAGAAUGAACUUACAGCAAAUUACCCAAGACAUAGUCAAGAACAUCAUAUUUAUUGUAGACCUUAUAAGGGGGAAUAUGACAAUCUUCUAUAUUUUUUUAAAUUUAUGUAUGAGAAGCUUCAUACACUUUAUAAACAUGAAGAUAUGUUAGCAUACAAAAGGCCAAUGAAACUA
Brenthis ino (lesser marbled fritillary) is the source of this 924-nucleotide messenger RNA. The record is from the annotation of a GenBank genome assembly. NCBI's taxonomy places the organism in Eukaryota, Metazoa, Arthropoda, Insecta, Lepidoptera, Nymphalidae.